AUGGAGACCUUGGAAGGAGGUGAAUUCUGCUUUCCACAGCUGCUGAACAUCUCCUGCAGGAAACCAGUGCAGCAUCAUGCAGAAACUGUAUUCCUUUACAUCCUGCUCUCCUCCAUUUCUCUGCUCACUGUGACUCUCAACCUGCUGGUUGUCAUCUCCAUCUCCCACUUCAGGCAGCUCCACACCUCCACCAACCUCCUCCUCCUCUCUCUGGCUGUAUCAGACUUCCUUGUUGGAUUCGUGCUGAUGCCCAUUCAGAUUCUCCUCAUUGGCGGCUGCUGGGUUUUAGGGAGUUUUGUGUGUGGUUUGUUUUAUUAUGCUUCAUUCAUCCUUACAUCUGCUUCAGUAGGAAACAUGGUGUUAAUAUCUGUCGACCGAUAUGUGGCUAUUUGUGACCCUCUGCAAUAUCCCACUAAAGUCACUCCAAGAAGAGUGAGAGUCUGUGUGUGUCUGUGUUGGGCCUUUUCUGUGUUUUAUAAUGGUUUGAUACUGAAUGACUUUCUAAAACAUCCAGAUCGAUAUAAUUCCUGCUAUGGAGAGUGUAUUGUUGUAAUUGACCCCAUCACAGGAGCUGUUGAUGUCGUUUUAACCUUCAUUGGGCCCAUUACUGUCAUUGUAGUUCUGUAUAUGAGAGUAUUUGUGGUGGCUGUGUCUCAGGCUCGUACCAUGAGAUCACACAUUGCAUCUGUCACACAUCAGCAUUCACAGACUGUAACUGCACUGAAAUCUGAGGUGAAAGCAGCCAGGACUCUUGGGGUUGUCAUAGUUGUGUUUCUGAUAUGCUUCUGUCCUUAUUUUUAUCCUUCUCUUGCAGGUCAGGACAUAUCUACUAGUAUGGCAUUUUCAGUUUUUGGUGUCUGGUUGCUUUAUUUUAACUCCUGUUUAAAUCCAUUGAUCUAUACAUUUUUUUAUCCCUGGUUCAGAAAAUCCAUUAGACUUAUAGUUACUUUUUAUAUCAUGAAGCCGGACUCCUGCAAUGUCAGUCUAAUGUAG
This is a messenger RNA of Sphaeramia orbicularis (orbiculate cardinalfish), 993 nucleotides long. RefSeq names its product trace amine-associated receptor 13c-like. The transcript is spliced from 2 exons. The coding region runs from base 1 to 993 and encodes 330 amino acids. Gene Ontology annotation, cellular component: membrane. Lineage: Eukaryota; Metazoa; Chordata; Actinopteri; Kurtiformes; Apogonidae. The record is from RefSeq and is a predicted model, not a curated record. Gene Ontology annotation, biological process: G protein-coupled receptor signaling pathway. Gene Ontology annotation, molecular function: trace-amine receptor activity.